Molecule: messenger RNA, 1995 nt
Organism: Diutina rugosa
Lineage: Eukaryota; Fungi; Ascomycota; Pichiomycetes; Serinales; Debaryomycetaceae
Exons: 1
Coding region: 1-1995 (664 amino acids)
Source: RefSeq, a predicted model, not a curated record
AUGUCGUUUCUCGACGAGAUCCAGAAGCUCGACGCUUUGAGUCUAGAGGGCAAUGGUCGUCGAAAGAAGAAGACCAAGGCCAAGCGGGCAUCACAACCUCAAACUGCCCCCAAGCCGGCGCCCGAGCCGACCCCUUCUCAACGAGCUCCCAAAGCUGAUGCUCCUAAACCCGCUCCCAAACCUGCUGCCGCUCCCAAACCUGCUGCCGCUCCCAAACCUGCUACUGCUCCCAAACCUGCUGCCGCUCCCAAACCUGCUGCUGCUCCCAAACCUGUCGCUGGUCCUAAUGCUCCCAAAACUGUCAGACAAGUGAGCGAACAGAUGCAACCAUCGUUGGUCCUUCCUCACACUCUCACCGUCCGCCGCAGCAGACCGCCUACGCUCAAGGACCCGCUGACAUUGGUGGGGCUGUCUGCCAAAUCUGCACCUGAAAAAGUACCUGAACUGUCGACAAAGGCGGUUGCUGUAAACGCGGCCAAAAAUGGAAACGGUGAAGCUCAAGCUUCGGCAUCGUCUGAGGAGGAGGACGACGAUCCUCCCGAUGAAAUUCCCAAGGAAAAGGAAAUUAUCACUGACGACCACAAGCGUGCUGCUGAGCUAUUGUCGGCUUAUUGGUACAGUAUCUACCAACGUUAUGAAGAUCAGGGUAUAGAAGCCCCGUCUUUUGAUGAGAUCUAUGAGUUGGAGGGUGUCCUUGACAUGUUCAGAAAACUCAAGAUUAUCCCGUUGAAGUGGAAUUUUCGUAUCAAACGCAAAACCUUACCUGAUGGUGAGGUGGAAGAUGUCCGCAUUGCCAAUAUUGUUUCGGCAGACCCGGUUCUGAAGUCACGCAAGUACAAUCCGGCGCCGAAAGUGAUCCGGUUAGUGCUUGCCCACGCCAUGGCCCACGACUACAAAGCGUGCCAGCUUCACGUGGACCUCAAAAGUGAAGAACUUUACGACCCCGACCGGCCUCUUUCGUUCUCGCCGCCGGAAGUAGCUGGCGACGAGCUGCAAGUUGGCGUCGCCCGGCUUAAUCGUCCCAUCCCCGGCACUAAGCACUUUGAGCGCAUGUGGUACGAGCAUUUCACGAAUUUCUUCGUCGACAAGUACAACUUCAAGGCGUGUGACGCCGCCAAGGGGGUUUGGGUCUACGCCCCUAACAAUCAGAUGAAGCUUAUCGUGAUGAUCGGAUUCGAUGACAUUCUCGUCUUCGGCAAAACUGACAAGCACGUCAAAUGGAUCGUGUCUCACAUCGAAUCGAAGUUUAGGGUGAAAAACUUGGGCCUUCCUCUGCUGUUCAUGGAUAUCGAUUUCCGUAUCGAAGACAAGUCUGUCGACAUCAGUUUGUAUAAUAUGUUGACGUUAGCGGCGGACAAGUGGGAUAUUGACACUGAUCACUCGGUGAGGUCUCCCAUCGAGCCGUCAUUCGAUUUGAAAUGGAAGUCGACUGGGUCAAAACAAGUGCUCACCAAAAAGGAAAAGGCUAAAAAGAUGGAAAUCUAUCAACUGCUCAUGAAAGAUUUAAUGGCCAUCUUCAAAUGGAGACCCGACAUCGCCGAACCCAUCAGCAAGCUUGUCCAUCUCGAACCUUACGUCAACGAUUGGCUCAUCGCUGCCGCGAAGAGAGUGUUGCAAUUUGUGUACAACACUUGUUCGAUUUAUUACCUGCUUAAGUAUAAUCCUAGGGAUGAUGAGACGUUUAAGGCGAGAUUGUUUGUCAACAAGACAGCUAGCGAUCUGCACAUCACUAUGUCUUACAUGAUUUCCAAGCAUGGUAAUAUUGACUGGAGUGUCAAAGUACUCGACGAGACAGACCUCAACAGGGCGUUGGACACCAACACCAACGUUCUCGGUAACGAGUUGGACAACAUGGAGUUGAUUGACCAGUUCCUCCUCACGGGUAAAAACGUCGACGAUAGAGCUGUUGGGCCCAGCAUGAUCAACGCCAUGGACCCCAACGAAAAGCCGGACUAUAAGAUUCUUUUGAACGAUAUCAUCAAGAGAUUUCCCUAG